Molecule: messenger RNA, 17449 nt
Organism: Wyeomyia smithii (pitcher-plant mosquito)
Lineage: Eukaryota; Metazoa; Arthropoda; Insecta; Diptera; Culicidae
Gene: mgl
Product: low-density lipoprotein receptor-related protein 2
Exons: 16
Coding region: 1939-15933 (4664 amino acids)
Molecular function (GO): calcium ion binding; protein binding
Source: RefSeq, a predicted model, not a curated record
ACGAGAGCGUAACGGAGACGGUUGUGCUUUUUUUCCUGCUGAAGCCCCCCCGGAAUUUUGUAGGCAGUGUUCCUUGGUUUAUUUAUUUAGUUAUUUGUUUUUUUACUCUGUUCCUCUCCUGUGUAUGACCGACGGGUUUACCUGUGUGUCGAAGUAGACGGAUUUCCAUCGUGUGCUCCCCCACCCCACGCGGGUGGUUCAAUCCUGUUGCUGCUGUCGUUUGUGCCCUCAGUGAGUCGUUUUUUUUUUCUGUUUCGUUCGCUUCUCAACCUCUGUGGUGAGUGUUAGUGCGCAAAAAGUGGCUUGCGCGGAGUGAGAAAGUGAGGUACAACCUCAAGUACGUACAUUAGAGUAUCGUUAUUACGGCUGCUACUGUUGUGCCGUGCUACUGGUGGUGUUAGUAUCAAACGACGACUAACACGGUAGAUUCGAUUACUAUCUUUCACGGCGGGACACACAUUCGCGGGACAAAUUCAGAUAUUAAUCUCUUCUUUGGCUGCGUUGACGUUCGCGUAGUUUGAUGCUGUUGCGUUUCGUUUUUCUUUCUCCGUAAUUCAACGCCUGCUUAUUUCUUUCUGCUUUAACACAGUCACAGAUCGACGUGACGCGUGAAAAAAAGAGAAGUGAUUCGUGCAAUUGUUGGGCCCCCAAAGAAGACGACGCGCAAAUAGUGGAAGGGUAGAAGAAAAAAAAACACGAAGAAAGGCAAUCACGAAGUUGAUGAACACUCUUUUUCGGGACGGGACUGGACCCCAACUCUGAAGUGAAGUGAAGUGAAGGGAAGACCGACCGAAGGCACUUUCUCAGGUGCCCGUGGCACUGUGGUGUAUGUGUGACCGGUUUCGGUGCUAAAUUGACGAAGAAUCGUACCCAAAUGGAUAUGUUCUGCUGUGGCGAUCAGUGUCUCUAACAAACAAAUUUUUCGACUUUCGCGGAUUAUCAAUUGGAGUAGAAACUACAACUGAGCAGGGGAGUUAGAACUGGAACUCCGACAACGAGUUGACGCUCACAGCGAAUCGAACACAGCAAAAAAAAGCACCGAAAUCGACGGCGAAACUUUUCACGGCCACAUGCCAAUCCCGCGGGAAAACCCGGACAACUCGUCAAGAUUUCUGCGCUAUUGUUGUUAUUAUUAUUAAUGUUAUUGUAGUAUUGUUAUUUGACCUCAACCACAGAUGAAUUCGCUGGAAACCACCCGGCGCGACCCUUCUUGUUCUUCUGCGCGAUUUGGACGUCUCUGAGACGACGAAGACGACGAUGAUCACGGAAUUCCCGGGAAUAAGCCGUUGUUGUUAGACUAUGCGUUAGAAUCGUGCUGGAAAAAAACGGCAACAAUCUCGUGUUUGUAGUGGUAGGAGAAGAGGGGAAAAAAGAGUAUAAAAGUUGACCAAGGUGAACCCCUGCUGGAUAGUUGGAGGAGUUCACCAACAGAGAGUGAGAGAAAAAAAAAGUUGUAUCGAUCGAUCGAUUGAUCACGAUCGCUGCACGGUGUGCCUUUGUCUUAGGGUUGUUUUUUUUUUGUUUUGUAGUGGUGGUGAAGAUCUUCCGGGAAGAAAAAGAAGAAGAAGAAGCAGUUGAUGAAAAUUGAAAGUCACUCCCCGCUGCUCUCAGUGCCGGUUGUGUAGUGUUGUUGUAAAGUGCACACAGAAGCGCACAAUAAGGAAGGAAUGCUGCAAGGCAAGCCGGCACCAAUUUUGUGAUCUUCUGCGGUCAGGUCGCCGCCGCGUGCAUAGUGGAGUUAUAAUUCCAAGUAAUCAAACCAUCGAUCGAGCGAUCAAAGUGCGUGAUCUGUGUUUUUUUGUGACCUUGUGCGAAACAGAAAAAAAAACAACCAACGGACAGCGCUGUACGGAACUUGUUCCUUGGAACGGAGAGGGGUACCACAGUGGACGCCCCUCGGUGUCGACGCUGACUCUGGCUGGCUAGCUAGUGUUCAUUAUGGGGACGCAAAGCGGGAGACUAAAGGAUCACGAUCGAUGGAAAGCAGCAGCAGUGUCCUCCUCCGGUCUCGCUCGGGUUGUCCCGCCGGUGCUGCUGACCGGCUGGUUCUACCUGCUGGUGGUGGCUACGGUUACGACCUCUACGGUUCGCGCAGAGUCCAAAAUAGAGUUAGGUGGAAGUAUAUUUAGGAAUGAAACCGACGUGCCAUGUCCUUCGGGGACGUUUCGAUGUUCGGAGGGGAAGUGUAUCCCCCAGACAUCGGUGUGUAACUAUCAGAAGGACUGCGAGAAGGGCGAGGACGAAUUCAAUCACUGUCCUCCCCCGGAAUGCGAGCAGGGCCAGAUAAGCUGUGGCCAGUACGUGUUCAACAAGACGUACUGCAUACCGCCGCACUACAAGUGCGACAUGACGGUGGACUGUGUGGACGGAACGGACGAAUCCGACUGCACAUACCGCAAGUGUCAGUCGGAUGACAUUCACUGUGGGGCGCCCGUGCAGGCCGUCUCGAUAAAUGGCCGCGUUGCGGACAUUUGUGUGCCAAAGGAGAAAAAGUGCGACGGCUAUCUGGACUGUCGGACCGGGGUGGACGAGGCCGGCUGCCCGGGAAUGGCCUGCCGGCUGGACCAGUUCCGGUGCGCCAACGGGCUGCGCUGUAUCGACACGGCGCUCAAGUGUAACCACAAGAAUGACUGCGGCGACAACUCGGACGAGCAGAACUGCAAUUUCCCCCCGUGCCACGGUGGCCAGUUCCGCUGCACGAAUUCGCUCUGCAUUCCGGCGACCUUCCACUGCGACGGUUAUCACGACUGCUCGGAUGAAAGUGAUGAGGCCAACUGUACGGCGAUUGCCUGUCCGGACAACAAGUUCCUAUGUCCGCGGGGUGGCCCCAACGGGCAACCGAAGUGUAUCGACAAAACGAAACUGUGCGACAACAAGCGGGACUGCGAGGAUGGAACCGACGAAGAAACGGCUUGCUCGACCGCUUCCUGUCCGGCGUUGGUGUGUGAGCACAAAUGUGGACCCUCGCUUACCGGUGGGGUAUGCUACUGUCCACCCGGGCGAACUCUAUCACCAGACAACCGAACCUGCAGCGAUUUGGACGAGUGCAACGUGUGGGGACACUGCGAUCAGUUGUGCACCAACACGGACGGAUCGUUCGCUUGUGCCUGUGCCAACGGGUACACACUGAUGGACAAGUCACGCUGUGUGGCCCCAACGGCAUCCCAUCUGGAGCUUGUGUUCGCCUACGACCGGGCGAUCGUACGAAUGAGCUCACACGGUCAGGACUUCCGAACGAUCGCUAAUGCUACCGGAGCGAGCGGUCUGUCCUAUCAUUACGGAAAGAAUUUGCUCUUCUGGUCGGACAUCAAAACUCGCAAAGUGCAAUCCCAGGUGCUGAUGGAUGGUGGCUAUGGGGGACAUGAUUUUACCCUGCCAGGAACGUGGGCUCCGGUAGCGAUCGCGAUCGAUUGGAUUGGUGAUAAGUUGUACGUUGCGGAUUUGGUGGGCCAAAAGGUGGACGUUUUCGAGCUGGACGGACGGUGGCAUGCCGUCGUGUUGGGUUCCAAUCUAACCAGUCCGGCAGAUUUGGCACUGGAUCCGACCUCCGGUUUGAUGUUCGUCGCAGACGGUAGCCACGUACUGCGUGCUCACAUGGACGGAACCCAUACGAAGUCGAUCGUAUCGGAGGCCGCUUACAAAGCUUCCGGAGUGGCGGUUGAUGUGAUAGCGAAGCGUGUCUUUUGGUGUGAUUCCUUGCUAGACUACAUUGAAUCGGUUAACUACGAUGGUCAGUACCGGGUGAUGAUCCUCCGGGGUCAGCAGGUUCCCAGCCCGUCUCGGUUGGCACUUUUCGAGAACCGCGUAUUCUGGACGGAUGCCACCAAGCAGGGCAUUAUGUCGGUGGAUAAGUUUGAAGGCUCCUCCAGCAUUCAGUCGAUUUUCAAAGCGAAGGACAUUCGAGAACCCAAAGCGAUCAUCACCGUGCAUUCUCUUACCCAACCGAAGGUUUCCAACCCUUGUGGAAGUAAUAACGGAGGCUGCUCGCAGAUGUGCGUGGUGACUGCGGUCCAAGGAGCGCCUUCCGGGCUCGGCUAUCGAUGCGCUUGUCACACCGGUUGGCAGCUGUCGAAGGAUCUGAUGAAUUGCCACCUGGUGCGACAGUUCCUGAUGUACUCCCAGCAGCGCUUCAUCAAGGGAAAAGUAUUGGAUCCUGUGAUCGAAGGUUUCAGCGACGCAAUCCUACCGGUCGUUUCCCGUCGAGCUCGCUUUGUCGGGCUGGACUUUGACGUUGUUGACGAACACAUCUACUACUCUGACGUCCUGCAGGACGUGAUCUACAGGGUUCAUCGCAACGGAACUGGUCGAGAAAUCGUCCUGGCUUCCCAGAACGAAGGCGUCGAAGGACUGGCGGUUGAUUGGGUGUCCAAGAAUCUGUACUAUAUCGACAGUCGCAAGGGAACGUUGAAUGUCCUGUCCACACGAACUGUCAGCUAUCGGAGGACUCUGCUGAAGAACCUGAAGCGUCCACGCGCGAUCGUUGUUCAUCCGAACAAAGGCUUCAUCUACUUCUCCGAGUGGGAUCGGCCGGCCAACAUCAGCCGUGCCAAUUCCGAUGGUUCAGGAUUGAUGGUUUUUAAGAACGUAACCCUCGGAUGGCCAAACGGGUUGUCGAUCGAUUUCAAGGAAGAUCGUGUCUACUGGUGUGACGCUCUACUGGACCACGUGCAACACUCGAACCUAGACGGAACGGACGUACGGACCGUUAACUCGCGGCUCAUCCGGCAUCCAUUUUCGAUCGUUAUCCACGACGAGUGGAUGUACAUCACCGAUUGGCGGUUGGAUGCGAUCGUGCGACUGAACAAACUAACCGGCGAGCAGGAGGAAAUUAUGGUACGUGAACCGCAAACGAAUCGGCUGUACGGCGUGAAAGUAUACAGCCGGGCGAUUCAAACGAUCGAGGGAACGCAACCGUGCGGAAUCAAUAAUGGCGGUUGCGAGAAGCUGUGCUUCGCAGUUCCACGGAACAAUUCGGAUGGGUUGACGGUCAAGUGUGGCUGCCCGUACGGUGAGCGACUUGGUGAUGAUGGAAGAAGCUGCUUUGCGGAUCCGAACGCGGAACCACCGGUACAGUCGUGUCCGAACACGUGGGAUUUCACUUGCAACAACCAGCGGUGCAUUCCGAAGAGUUGGAUUUGUGAUGGCGAUGAUGAUUGUCUGGACAACAGCGACGAGGAGCAGAACUGUACAAAGCCAACCUGCGGCACGAACGAGUUCCAGUGCAAGUCGGGUCGGUGCAUUCCGCUGAACUUCCGGUGCGACCACGAGAACGAUUGCGGCGACCAUUCGGACGAGUUCGAGUGCGGCAAUGUGACCUGCGCGGCGUCUCAAUUUGCGUGCGAGAACGGACGCUGCAUUCCGAACAUCUGGAAGUGCGAUAGUGAGAACGACUGCGGCGACGGAUCGGAUGAGGGUGAUUUCUGUGCGGAGAAAACGUGCGCCUACUUCCAGUUUACGUGUCCACGAACGGGACAUUGUAUUCCGCAAAGUUGGGUUUGCGAUGGGGAUGACGAUUGCUUUGAUAAGCAGGACGAGAAGGAUUGUCCGCCGAUUACGUGUCUGGCGAAUCAGUUUAAGUGUAAUGAUUUGAGGCAAUGCGUGGAGGAGACGUACAAGUGCGAUGGAAUUCCGGAUUGCAAUGACGGGAGCGAUGAGUUGGGCUGCCCGACGAUGGAACCGAAUCAGUGUAAUUUGGAGAAGCACUUCCGGUGUAAAUCGUCCGGGGUGUGCAUUCCGGUUGCUUGGCAUUGUGAUGGGUCUAAUGAUUGUGAGGAUCAUUCGGAUGAGGAAGAGUGCGGCAAGAUUACGUGUCCGAAUAAUUUCUACAAAUGUAAGAACUCCAAGUGUGUCUAUAAGUCGUACAUUUGUGAUGGUAAGGAUGAUUGUGGGGAUAAUUCGGACGAGGGAGUCGAGCAUGCUUGUGUUACACCGCCGGCGCGGUGUCCGCACGGACAGUGGGCUUGUCCGGGUAUUACGGGACGUUGUGUUAAUCUUACCUCGGUUUGUGAUGAUGUUGAAGACUGCCCUAAUGGAGCCGAUGAAGGGUUGGGAUGUGAUUUGGCACAAUGUCAGCAUCAAUCGGGGCUGUGCUCGAAUGGUUGCCAAAAAACUCCCCUCGGUGCUUUGUGUAUUUGUCCUCCUGGGGAGGAACUUGCUCCGGAUAAUUUCACCUGUAAAGAUCUGAACGAGUGCGAUCCUCCGGGACUGUGCUCCCAGAUUUGUACCAACACCAAGGGAUCGUACUUCUGUUCGUGUAAGGAUGGCUACAUUUUGGAACCCAACAAACACACUUGUAAGGCGGUGAAUCAUUCGUCGGCGUUCCUGAUCAUCUCCAACCGUCACUCGAUCUUGGUGGCGGAUCUGAACGAACAGGGUCUAGAGCGGGUACCGAUUAUCGUGGAGAAUGUUGUGGCAACCGCUUCGAACAUGCACACUGGAACGAUCUUCUGGAGUGAUAUGAAACUGAAAAAGAUCUCCCGGCUGGAUCGGGGUCAGGAGCCGCAGGAGAUCAUCUCUACGGGGUUGGAUCUUGUGGAAGGUUUAGCCUACGAUUGGAUUGGACAAAAUCUGUAUUGGUUGGAUAGUAAACUGAACACGAUCGAGGUGUGCAACGAGAAUGGUUCUAAUCGGUUGGUGUUGGUAAGAGAAAACAUCACUCAGCCUCGCGGAAUGUGUCUCGAUCCAAGCCCCAACGCUAAGUGGCUCUUCUGGACCGACUGGGGAGAGAAUCCGCGCAUCGAACGUAUCGGCAUGGACGGAACAAUGCGCGAAACCAUCAUCAACACCAAAAUCUACUGGCCCAAUGGACUCACGCUGGACAUCGCAACGCAGCGAGUUUACUUCGCCGACUCGAAGCUAGAUUUCAUCGAUUUCUGCUACUACAACGGAACAGGUCGCCAACAGGUGCUGGCAGCUAGUCACUAUCUACUGCACGCGCACUCGUUGUCACUCUUCGAGGACACCCUCUACUGGACGGAUCGACAGCUGAAUCGAGUUCUGUCGGCGAACAAAUUCCGCGGCACCAAUCAAACCGUUGUGAGUCAUCUGAUUUCGCAACCCCUGUCGAUCCACGUGCAUCAUCCGUCGCUGCAGCCCAUGUACGAGAGCCCGUGCAAGACGGCCACCUGUCAGCACAUGUGUCUGCUCAGUCCCUCGGAGAAAUCGGGCUUCUCGUGCAAGUGUAAACCGGGCUACAAGCUGGUUUCGAACGAUCGCUGCGUUGAGGAAGAGAAUGCCUAUUUGAUGGUGCUGAAGGGCAACCAAAUUGUGGACGUUCCCUUCAAUGGGGGGGAUGUGCGAGCGGGCAGCUUGAUUCCGGUGGUUGGUAUCGAUAGUGGAAUUAGUUUGGACUAUGAUCGGAAGGGUGAGACGCUGUUCUGGGUGCAGGGUAAGGAGGAUGACGAUGAGAAUUGUACUAUUUUUACGAGUCCUUACGGAGGUGGAAAUAAGACGGAGUUUUUGGGGCUGGAUAAUGGUCUGGUAGGAGCUGCGUACACGAUUGCUUUCGAUUGGAUUGGAAGGAAUCUGUUUAUCGGUAAUCGGGUGGCUAGUAAUAUCGAAGCUAUCAACGUGGAUGGUAAGGUUAAGUAUCGAACGAUUGUUCUGGUUAACGAUGGCAACAAGACUUCGGUUUCCAAGCCAAAGCAAAUCGCACUGGAUCCCGCUAAUGGAAAGUUAUUCUGGAUCGAUGAGGGUGGUUUCGGGGUACCGACGAAGGUCGCCAUGGCGAACAUGGAUGGAUCGGAGCCGUCCAUCCUGGAUGAUACGAUUCAAUAUCCGGAAGCGAUAACCGUUGACACAGAAAAGCGCAUGGUUUACUACAGCUCCCAGUACCCACCGACGAUUAUGUCGAUCGAUUAUGAUAAGAACAACAAGAAAACCAUCCUCAGCGAGGAGCACUCGAUCUCCAAACCGAGAGGUUUGGGUGUGCUGGAAUCGCGACUGUACUUCAUGGAUCCAACGUACGAGAAGGUCGUGCGGGUUGAUCUCCCGAAUGGAGAUAACGCGAAAACCAUUUUGGACAAUGAACCAGACUUGAAGAACAUGAUCAUUUACAAGAAGCGGUCGAUGCUGCAGCAUCCGUGUACGAUGAGCAACGGCGGUUGCGAGCACAUCUGCAUCCCUCACAAGAACAGCGCUCGGGUUUGUGCUUGCGGAAUCGGCUAUAAGAAGGAAAAUGAGGUGGCAUGUACUCCGUACAAGACGUUCGCCGUGGUCUCCCAACUCGAUAUGACGCGAGGAUACAGUUUGAAGGACACUUCAGAAGCUAUGGUACCAAUCACUGGACCUGGCCAUCACAUCCUGCACGUUGACAUCCUCUACCGGGAGUCAUGGAUCUACUGGGUGGAGUACAAUCGAGGUCACUGGAAUGGAAUCUUCCGCAUUCGCCCGAACGGUACCGAGCUACAGAGCAUAAUAAAGGAUGGCAUCGGAAGCAACGGUAUCCGGGGAGUCGCAAUCGAUUGGGUGGCAGGAAACAUGUACUUCACCAAUGUGUUCCCCCAUGAAAACUACGUCGAGGUGAGUUGGCUUGAUGGAACCCAUCGAAAGAUCAUCGUAAAGACCACCAACGACGCUCCACGUGAAUUGGCAGUCAAUCCCAUUAAACGCCUCCUGUACUGGAUCGAUUACGGGCAGUACCCUCGCAUCGGUAAAUGUUACCUGGACGGGUCCAACUGGACCCCGGUUGUGACAUCGGGAAUCUCAAAUCCGCGCGAUCUCACCGUCGACAUGCUAACUCACGACGUCUACUGGGUAGACUCCAAGCUGGACAUGAUCCAGAAGGUGUCCUACACGGGCGGAAACCGCCAAGUAAUUCGGCGCAAUUUAGCCAACCCAAUGGCGAUCGCUGUAUUCCUAACCGAAAUCUACUGGGUCGAUCGUAACCUGCUAACGGUAUUCAAAGCAUCUAAAUUCCCCGGUAAUACAACCCUACCGGACAAAGUCCGGACAAACCUGCAAAAACUGCGCGAUAUCGCCAUCUACGACAUCAACAACCAACCGAUGGAUGACAACAACCCCUGCCUGCGACUUGGAAACGGAGGCUGCGAUCAGUUGUGCUUCAGCUUCCCGCCAGAGUACAAUCAAAAACCUAGCUUCAAGUGUGACUGCGCCGUCGGACGACUGUUCAGCGAUGGCCGUACCUGCGUCCUAACGGACGAAUACGUAGUGUUCUCUACCCGGACGGAGAUCCGAGCGAUCGAGUUAGACCACACCUCCACGAACGUUCCGUUCGCCCCGGUGGUUAACCUAACCAACGUCGUUGGACUGGACUUCGACUACGCAGACAAUAAACUAUUCUUCACCCAAAUUCGCCCUUGGGCGAAGAUCGCCUACAUGCAGGGAGACAAACCGGAUGCGGCCAGUAUAACGCCAGUAAUCACUCGAGGCAUCAAUCCCGAAGGGAUUGCCUACGAUUGGACUCAGAAGAAGAUCUACUGGACGGACAGUUCAAACAAUUCGAUCUACGCAAUGAACUUGGACGGCUCUGAUCUAGUAAUGAUCUCCCGAGUGGAGCGACCGCGUGCGAUCGUACUGGACCCCUGCAAUGGUACGUUGUACUUCACCGACUGGGGUCGCUUCGGAACGUCCGGCAAAAUCUUCCGAACCACAAUGGCAGGCUCACUAAAGCGUGCCAUCAUCGAUAAAGACCUUUCCCAACCGAGUGGCCUAGCGAUCGACUACGACGAUCGAAUGCUCUACUGGACGGAUGCCGUGCGUGAGAAAAUUGAACGAUCCCGACUGGACGGAAAGAACCGCGAGGUUCUGGUGUCCGCAACAAUCUAUCCGUUCGCGAUCACCGUCUUCCGCAACUACAUCUACUGGACGGAUCUACAGCUGCGAGGUGUCUACCGAGCGGAGAAGCACACCGGAGCCAACAUGGUCGAAAUGGUUAAACGACUGGAGGAUUCGCCUCGCGACAUCCACGUGUACAGCCACAGCCGACAGCAGUGCCAGGCGAAUCCGUGUCUACAGAACAACGGUGGCUGUGCCCAGAGCUGUCAUCCAGGUUUGAACGGAAAGGCAGAGUGCAAAUGUGACGACUCAACAAAACCCGUCAACGAAGGGCGCAUGUGCGCCCCGAAGAACCACACCUGCGAUUCGAGUAAAUUCUACUGCCAGAACGGAAAGUGUAUCUCGCGGAUGUGGUCCUGCGAUGGUGAUGACGAUUGCGGUGAUAACUCCGACGAGGACGUCAACUAUUGCGCUUUCCAUUCGUGUGGACCGAACGAGUUCCGCUGUAACAACGGCCGCUGCAUCUUCAAGUCGUGGAAGUGUGAUCAUGAAAACGAUUGCAAGGAUGGAUCGGACGAAGAGAACUGCUCGUAUCCACCGUGUAUUGACGGUGAGUUUACUUGCCUUAAUGGACGAUGCAUUCCGCAGAGUCAGGUGUGCAACGGGGUUAACGACUGUAAGGAUAACGCCACUUCGGACGAAACGCACGAACGAUGCCCGAAGAAUACCACCUGUCCGGCGAACCACUUGAAGUGUGACAAGACGAAUAUUUGUGUGGAACCCUACUGGUUGUGCGAUGGGGAUAACGAUUGCGGGGAUAACUCCGAUGAGGAUCCGUUGCACUGUGCACAGCGGACUUGUCCGCAGAACAGCUUCCGCUGUCCGAAUCAUCGCUGCAUUCCGGCUACUUGGUAUUGCGAUGGGGAUGAUGAUUGCGGUGAUGGAGCAGAUGAACCACCGGAAUAUUGCAAGUCCGAAGGUCGGACGUGCUUCGGUGAUCUGUUUACGUGCGAUAAUGGCAACUGCAUUCCACGGAUUUACAUCUGCGAUGGGGAUAAUGAUUGUUUGGACAACAGUGACGAAGAUAAUCGGCAUCAGUGUAAUGAUCGCAAGUGCGAUGAGGAAACGGAGUUCACUUGUCAGGAGAAUAAGGCUUGGGCUAGGGCUCAGUGCAUUCCGAAGAAGUGGAUCUGCGAUGGUGAUCCGGAUUGUGUGGAUGGUGCUGAUGAGAAUACUACGCUGCACAAUUGUCCCACACCGCAACCGUGCGGCGAGGAUCAGUUCACGUGUGCUAACGGAAGAUGUAUCAAUCAGGGAUGGGUUUGCGAUCACGACAACGACUGCGGUGAUGGUUCGGAUGAGGGUAAGAAUUGCAACAGCCAGUACAAGACCUGCUCGACGCAAGAGUUCACUUGUCAGAACUUCAAAUGCAUCCGCAACCAGUACCGCUGCGAUGGGGAAGACGACUGCGGCGAUCACUCGGACGAGGUUGGAUGCACGAAGGAGAACAACACCUGUCCGGAGGGUAAAUUUACCUGCCAGAGCGGGCAGUGCAUCGACUAUCAGCUGGUGUGUAACAAAGUUCCCGACUGUUCGGACGAAUCGGACGAACCGCUGCACUGUAAUGUGGACGAGUGCGCCAAGGUGGAAAUCCAUCGGUGUGGCCACAAGUGUGUGGAUACGCUGACCGGGUAUUACUGCGAUUGUAAUCAAGGAUACAAACUACUGGAGGACGGCAAAGCAUGCGCCGACAUCGAUGAGUGCAUCGAGACGCCGGGCGUCUGCUCGCAGCAUUGUUCCAACACUCCCGGCGGGUUCUACUGCAAGUGUGACGAACGGUACUACGAGCGGCAGAAUGAUGAGCACACGUGCAAGCGCAAGGACGCGAUCGAACCGUGGUUGAUCUUCAGCAAUAAGUACUACGUGCGGAACAUGUCGGUCGACGGGCGGCAGUACAAUCUGAUUCAUCAGGACCUGAUGAACGUGGUGGCGAUCGAUUUCGACUACCAGGAGCAGGAGAUGUACUUCUGCGAUGUGACGGCCAAGACGAUCUUCAAGUCGCAGUUCAGUUCGGUGCGUAAGGAUGUGAAGAUCGAGAAGAUUCCGGUGGUCAAGCACGACUCGCACGGGCUGGAGGGUAUCGCUAUCGAUUGGGUUGGCAGGAAGUUGUAUUGGUUGGAUAGGCACUCGAAGAAUUUGGAUGUGGCGGAGCUGGAUGGAACGAAGCGGAAAACGCUGAAGAGUGGCGUUGUCGAUCCGCGAGCGAUUGUUGUGCAUCCUGGCAUUGGGUAUCUGUACUUUACAUCGUGGCAUCUGCAGUCCUACAUCGCUAAAAUGGGUAUGGAUGGUUCCAACUUUACUCGAAUUCUAACAUGGGAAGAUGAUAUUGCAUGGCCGAACGCGUUGACGAUCGACUAUUUCACCGAUCGCAUCUACUGGGCGGAUGCUCAUUUGGACUAUAUAGCAUUCGCGGAUCUGGAGGGACGUCAUCGGCAUGUGGUGCUGUCCGGGAACAAGGUUCCCCACAUUUUUGCUUUGUCGAUAUUCGAUGACAUGCUCUACUGGACGGAUUGGAAUUUGAAGGCGAUCAUUCGGGCGAACAAGUUCACCGGUCAAAACUUUACCGUGAUUCGAAAUACGACCCAUCGGCCGUAUGAUGUGCAUAUUAGUCAUCCACUGCGUCAGCUGCCGUACUCGAAUCCCUGUGGAACUACCAAUGGUGGAUGUACGCAUCUUUGCUUGCUGGCGCCUCCUCUGGAGUCGACUUAUUUGAACGUUGAGGGUUACAUUGAGGAGGGAGCUCCAAGCUACAAGUGCGCCUGUCCGAAUCAGUUUUAUCUUGCUCGGGAUAUGAAGACGUGUAUCGCAAACUGUACUACCGGGCAGCACCGCUGCGGUGGCAUGGACGAGAAGUGUAUUCCGUGGUUCUGGAAAUGUGAUGGCGAGCCGGAUUGUAAGGACAAAUCGGACGAACCGGAAUCGUGUCCGGCACGGCAUUGUCGGGCGGGAACGUUCCAGUGUGGAAAUGGAAAUUGUACACCGUCGACGACGAUCUGCGAUGGGACGGACGACUGCGGUGAUGGUAGUGACGAGCAGAACUGCGAUCUGCCUUGUCCGGUUUCGGACUUUAAGUGUCGCUCGAGCGGACGCUGUAUUCUGGACAGCUGGAAGUGUGAUGGUGAUGCGGACUGUAAGGACGGCAGUGAUGAGGAUCCGGAAAUAUGUCACAAACGCGCCUGCGAUCCGGAAACCGAAUUCAGCUGCAAGAAUGGACGUUGCAUUCCGAAGCUGUGGAUGUGUGACUUCGACAACGACUGUGGUGAUGAUUCGGACGAACCGGCUUACAUGUGUCGGCAGAGGAACUGCACUACCGGCUGGUCGCGCUGUCCGGGACAGUCCAACUAUCGGUGCAUUCCGAAGUGGUUGUUCUGCGACGGUAAGGACGACUGCCGAGACAACAGCGAUGAACUGCCGGAGAACUGUCCGAAGUGUAACACGGAAACGGACUUCAAGUGCAACAACAACCGGUGCAUUCCAAAACAGUGGAUGUGCGAUUUCGCCGACGAUUGCGGUGACGGCAGCGACGAAACGGAAGCGCAAUGUAAGGGCAAGUUCCGCGAGUGCUCGGAGUCGGAGUUCCGCUGUGGCAAUGGAAAGUGCAUUUCUUCUCGCUGGCGGUGCGAUCAUGAGGACGACUGUGGCGACAAUAGUGACGAGUUCAACUGCGAAGGCUUCCAGUGUAAGAACGGAACGUUCCAGUGUACCUCCGGGCACUGUAUUGCUUCGUACUUCCGGUGCGAUGGUGAUCGCGAUUGUCGCGAUAUGUCGGAUGAGAUUGGCUGUCCACCGCGGUAUCCGGGUGGACGGUACUGUCCGGAGUCGCGCUUCCAGUGUGCUAACAAUCUUUGCGUUUCGCCGUCGGAUCUGUGCGAUGGAACGGAUGAUUGCGGUGAUAAUUCCGACGAGGCGGCUUCGGUGUGUACGAACUUUACCUGUGAUACGCUGCGGAGGUUCCAGUGUGCGAACCACCGGUGCGUGGCGCGUUACCAGACUUGUGACGGCGUUGACAACUGCGGUGAUGGUUCGGAUGAGAACAAUAUGACGCUGUGUGCGGCGAGGGUGAAGCCGUGUGAUCUUUACACGCAGUAUCAGUGUGCGAACAAGAAGUGCAUCGAUCGGACGCAGAUUUGCGAUUAUGCUGAUGACUGCGGGGAUAAUUCGGAUGAGUUGGGAUGUCAUCACACGAGCACUUGCUCCGCGAUGACUAAAGGAGGUUGUGAACAUCACUGCAUGAAUUUGACCGAUGGUGGGUACAUUUGUGCGUGCUAUCCUGGGUUUAUUAUCGAUGCGGAGAACAAGAAGCACUGUUUGGACAUAGAUGAGUGCGCCACGGGAACGCACAAGUGCUCGCAGAUGUGUAUGAAUAUGAAUGGAACGUACGCGUGCUCGUGCCGAGAUGGAUUCCGGCUGGUGGACGCGAUUUCUGGUGAUUGUAAAGCAUUGAAGGACGACGUUUUGGUGGUCUUCAGUAGUGGUUCUGAGAUUCGAGCUUAUGAUUUGAAGGUCAACGAUCAGUUCAAUGUUAUUGGUGGGGAGAAACGAAUUGAGGCUCUGGAUUAUAAUCCAGAAACGCAGAUGAUCUUCUGGGCUGAUAGUUACGACAAAACGAUCAAACGAAGCUACAUGGUAAAUGCCGUCAAUGGGGAGGCCAAGAUCGGCUUUGCACAGGAUUUGAACAUGAAGGGUAACUCCAAGCCAACAGCGUUGGCAGUCGAUUGGGUGGCGGAUAAUUUGUACUGGGCGGAAACGGAUCGCACAGGUUCGAAGCCCCGAGGUAGAAUUAUGGUUGCCAAAACCGAUGGACGGUAUAGAAGAGCGCUGGCUAACGCUGGACUGGAGGUUCCUACUUCGAUCGCUGUGGAUCCCCAACUGGGCCGUAUGUUCUGGGCCGACGCGGGUUCCGCGCCGAAGAUCGAGGUAUCCUGGAUGGAUGGCUCGAAACGGCGUCCCUUGAUUACGGAAGCUAUUCGUCAUCCCGCUGGGCUGACGAUCGACUACUCCCAGGAUCAUAUGGUUUACUGGGUCGACACCAAACUAAACACGAUCGAGGUCAUGAAACCGGACGGUUCGAUGCGGAAGGCGAUUCUGAAGGGAGAGAUACUGAAACAUCCGGUUUCGCUGGAUGUUUUCGAAUCCUACCUGUACUGGAUCACGAGGGACACCGGCGAGCUGCUGAGGCAGGACAAAUUCGGCCGGGGAGUGCAAUUUGCCGUACAGAGGAGCCUCGCUAAUCCGUCCAGCUUAAAGAUUUAUCACGAGCUUCGCUACAACACCUCGCUAAACAACCCCUGCUUCAAAAAUCCUUGCUCCCACCUGUGCCUGCUGGUUCCCGGCGGCAGACGGUGCUCGUGUCCGGACAAUACAGUCCAACAGGUGUCCCACCGCAGUACAGCGGAGGUCAUUUGUGAUGCACCCGCUGAACGGCCACGUCCAGCCCCACGGGUGUGCCCCUGCCAGAAUGGUGGCCUCUGCAAGGAGGAUGACACCGGCAACGAUCUGAUCUGCGCCUGUCUGCCAGAAUUCAGCGGACCGCACUGUGAACUGUACAGCGAGUGGAUGCUGGGCUCCAGUCCAGGAAGUGCCACUGCCAUCUACAUCCCGAUACUGGUGGCAAUCCUCAUUGCAGGAACCAUCGGGGCGUACUUCAUCAUAAAGAAGAGGCCAUUCGGCAAACCUAGCCUAACAUCAUCGCAAAGUGUCUCCUUCCGGCCGGGCACGAAUGUGGAGUUUAACUCGCCCGAGUUCCCAUCGGGUCGACCGCCUACCGGUGUGCUACCGGCGGGCGGAGGAGUAGCUCCUCUGGACGGCUACAGCUUGGACACUCUGGGCAACAAAACUACCGAUUUUAGCAAUCCAAUGUACGAUGCGGUUCAGUCGGGCACGACGGAUCCGAGCAUCGGCAACGGUUCAGGAAUCUACGAGGUUCCUUCAGAUGUGACGGCAAAGGGCACCAAGCUUGCCCCGAACAGUGGUCCCUUCACGGAACCGGUUUCGGCCAUCCUGGCGCCCAGCAGCAUAACGCAUCGUACGUCCCCGCAGCUGCAUCUGCGGCCGAAGGAACUCAGUCCGUCGUCCCACGAUACUGGCAAGGACACACAGCUGCUGGUGGAAGAGGAAGAGGACAAGUCAGAGUGCUAGAGAGGACGUAAGCCCAAACAUACACAUACGAGACGUACAUACCAACACACAAGCAGAAGCUGAACAAACCGUACACGACACAAACAACACAAACAAGAAGAGUAAUAUUUUUUAUUGGAGCCAAGCUCAAGCGAAGCGAUUUAUGUGACGGGUGCGACAUCUACCAGCACCCAAGUUAAUCCACUGAAACAUUCCUGGGUUGAGAGUUUUCUUUCAUAUAUUUAUGUACACGAAAAAGUGUGGUACGAUGAAGAAAUAAACUGAUAAGCAACACAUUAGUAAUGGGGUAAGUUUGUAAAUGAAAAAAAAAAAAACAGUUUUGAAAAGCGUUUGUACAUAGACUCUAAAUGUAGUAUCGUUAAUUUUUUUAAAGAAUACUAUUUAUAUUCGGAAGAAAAAAAAACAAUUUCAAGCAAGACACACGCACACCUAGAGAAGAAAUGAAACCUACUUUUAAUCGAACUAUUUAAAAAAAAAAAUGUUAACACAAACUUCAUGGUCCAAGAUAUCGAAAUUUUAAUACUUGUUAUGCAGUACAUAAUUGCUUUUAUACAAAAAAAAGGGUAAUAUUUGAUGACUGAUUGUGCAAUCGAGAGAGAGCGAGCGAAAAUGAUGAUAUUGUUUGAACUGUUAUUUACCUAAUUGCGAGCUCCACUCCUAAUAGAGAGAAAAAACAAGCGGAAGAGGGAGUUCGAACGAACAAAUGUGAAACACUUCUAAUAGGAGAGAACGUAUAUUUAUCAGAAAGGUGAUAUUUUCAUAUGAAUAUAAAAAAAAACUAUCCUACUAUUAACAGCGAUCUGCUCACAAAACCAGAACUAUACACACACUUUGCAUACCUACCCAAUACCAGUCUGAAGUAGUGAAGGUAAAUCCGUCCAAAAUGAAGUAAACAUUCCAGUAUAUGUGGUAAAUUCUUUUAAACAAAAAAAAAGACGGAACUAAAACUAGUAUUGACACAAAACACCAGAACCGAUGGAGAAAAAAAAAGUAUUACUCACUUGUUGACAGUUGACUGCUAAAAGGAGUAUUAUUUUACACGUUUGUGCUCAGUUCUGAGGCCAAAAAAACGAAAGAGAAAACAAUCGUAACUGAAAGUGAUUUCCUAAUUUAACUAAAAGCAAUCAGCACGCACACCCACACGCGAGCGAAAAAAAACGUAGCAAGCGUAGUAAACUAGGUGGAAAAGUGCGAAGCGAAAGCUUUGAAAAAAUUGCAACAGAUUUGCGUUCGUUUGUUAGAACCUUGCUUGCUGCUGUGUAAACUAAUAAGAAAACAAAAUUUAAGUCGGUGGAAAUGAAAAGGAAAAAGUGUUUUCACACCGGGUGUGGUGAGUAGAAACAUAUAAAUAUACCGAGAACAUACGCGCAAGCAGAUUUGAUCCCGCUUCCCACUCCUCUGGCGGGGAAGAGAAGACGGGUGUUUCUGCUUGACAAACAGUCGCAGACAGAGUAAGAGCAGAGGGCAGAGAUAAUUAUUUUAAAGAACUGUUUUAAAUAAAACUAUUUUAAAGAUA